Molecule: messenger RNA, 4783 nt
Organism: Trichobilharzia szidati
Lineage: Eukaryota; Metazoa; Platyhelminthes; Trematoda; Strigeidida; Schistosomatidae
Source: the annotation of a GenBank genome assembly
AUGGAUUAUUCAUGCGGCCUCGGUCCUCACUUGAGUGGGUCUCUCAAGCGAAGUAACAAUGUUCGACGCUCUAUUUCAUCUUCAAAAUAUAUUGGGGGCAUUGAUUGGCAUUUACGUAAUCAAUUUACAGAGCAACUAAAAUGUUUGGAUCUUAAAUUAGAUAUUGAUUGUACUGUAGUUGCUGAACUACAGGAUUUUUAUCGUCGUCGUGCCAGUGUUGAACAGGAUUAUGCUGAUGCUCUAGCCAAGCUUGCCAAUGGAUUAAAACAACGUCAUGUGAAUGAAACAUCAAAACGUCCACAUUGGGCUCCGUAUACAACAACCACUAUAUGGAAUACACUACUCGGUUCCACAUUACACUUAUCUGAAGCACAUGCAACCUUAUCUGAUAUUUUCUCGAAACAAAUGGUUCAGCGUUUAGCAGAUAUGGAUGAAGAUGCUGUUCGUUUGCAUAAACAGUGUCGUGAAAUGAUGUCUGCCUGUCAAGAUCGUGUUUUAGCCAAUACAACUAAACUUCAAGCCGAUCAACGUGAAUAUAUUAACCGACAAGCUGCAACACAAGAAGCUGAUCGAAUUCGUCGUCGUGCUGAAGAUAAACUGGUGGCUGCUAAUCAAAAAGCUCGAAGUAAAGGUAAAGAUCCGGAUAAUAGUCAAAGAUCAAUGCGAGCACAAAAUGAAUAUGAUUUGAAACAAGCAAAUUUUAUCAGUGCAUCUGUAGCAACAACUCGUGCUCGUAAUGAAUAUCUAAUUCAAUUAGCUGCUACAAAUCACAGUGUUCAACGCUAUUUCACACAAGAAGCACCGGAUAUAGUUGAUUGUCUUGUGUGCGGUUUCCAUAAUAGUCUAGCUCGAUCAGCAAUGAUGCAUUUAAGUUGUGAAGAAACACUGAAAUCAUGUCAUGGUUCAAUUGUUGAAAUGUUGAAUAGAAAUAUUACAGCACUUGAUUUACGACAGGAUAAAGCAUGCUUCUUUAAACGCAAUGAACAAGUGUAUACACGUCCUGGCCAAUUCACUUUUAUGCCAUCAAAAGAAGACAAUGAAGAUAAAAUUCGUGCAGAUGGUCCAUUGUACGAUGAACUUCAGACAACGGCUAACCAGCUUAUGAGUAGUAUUGAAACUCUUCGAGUGUCAACAGAUGAAACUUGGAAAACAUUGGAAGAGGUUGAGAAGAAGUUACUAGAAUUAAUUAACCAGAAAGACUAUGAUGUUUCACGAUUGUUUUGUAUUGAAAAACCGCGUUCAAGACGUUCACUAGGUGGUAGUGGUGGUGGUGUUGGGGCUAGUGGUAUUACAUCCAGUGUAUCAAACAAUUUAACUUCUUCAAAUCCUUUAGGAAGUAGUAUGGGCAGCAUUGGUGCUGGUUCUGUAACCUCUUCAUCAUCAUCUACUUCUCCAGGUACAGUAGAAGUACAAGUCCUGGCCUGUUGCCUAGUUCAACUACCAUGUCUAAUCAAACCGGUGGGUGCUGGUGGUGGUGGUGGUGGUUUACCAGCCCAGGAUGCUUCUAGUAAUACAUCACAAAUCAAUCAAUCAGUAUUAUCAUUUGGCGGGAAUGAUCCUACUCAAGCUGGUUUAUAUCUUAGCCUGAGAUCAUUAUUUCGUGAUGCUCGAAUUGAACAAGAAAAGUUUUAUUUGGAUAGAUUUUCAUUCUAUACUCAAGAAAUGCAUAUUUGUCAGUUGAUGCAAGUAAAACUUGCACAAAUACAAAAUGCACUGGCAUCUUCACAACCUAUUCACCAUGAAUCAACACCACAUACAUCACCUUCUCUUCAAAACCUGAAAUCUAUGCUUCGACAUGGAAUUCCUGUAUUACCAAAACUUCCAGGAUGUAAAGAUUUUGCUAAAAGUCCAAGAUCUCCAACAUCAAUAAAUUUCUAUGGAAAGACUGACAAUUCAUCGUUGUCACCUCUCCCGCCUCCACCGACUCCUCAUGGUUUUCAUCAAGAUGUGCCUAGUUCACCUGUACUUCCUUCAUCGUCUUGUGAUCUCACAUCGACGCCUGUUUCAAGUCCAUCGUUUUCUAGUCGCACUGUAAGUCCAAAUAGUCAAUCUGCACUAGUUACUAAACAUCAACCACGUCGUGUACUACGUGUUCCAAAUGUGGGCAAGCCGAAACUUUUUGGCGGUACAAUCGAUGAAUAUGUGGAAGCUACUAAACAGCCUAUCCCUUGCAUUAUACUAUCUUGUACACGUGUUAUUAAUGAAUUCGGAAUGCAUCAACAAGGUGUUUUUCGAGUUUCUGGCAGUCAAGCAGAGAUAAAUGAAUUCAAAGAUGCUUUUGAAAAUGGUGAUGAUCCUUUAAUCGGUAUUCAUGAACCAAGAGAUAUAAAUUCUACAGCUGGACUACUGAAAUUAUAUUUCCGGGAGCUAGGUGAACCACCAUUUCCCAAUACAAUCUUCUUAGAACUUAUCAAUAUAACACGUGAACGUUUAGAAAUAAAUGAAAUGAUUCAGCGUUUGCGCCAUGUUAUUACUCAAAACUUAAGUCGACCGGUGUUUGUCGUGAUGAGAUAUUUAUUCGCAUUCUUAAACCAUGUAUCUGAAUAUUCUGCAGAAAAUAUGAUGGAUGCCUACAAUUUGGCAAUAUGCUUCGGUCCAACUUUAAUGCCUGUACCCAGUGAAUACAAUCAAGUACAUUAUCAACCAAGUGUAAUUGAUUUGAUUAAAACCUUUAUUAUACAUCAUUCAGUUAUAUUUGAUCCCAUGCUACCUGGACCGGUGUAUAAUAAACAGAAGAGAAAGAAAGAUAUGCAUAAAUCUGUGACAAGUUUAGAUUCACACCGACUGUCACUUUCAUCAAGUAAUGUUGUAGAAAUUAGUUCAGAUAAGAAGAAGAACUACAACAAAGAAACUGAUGAUCAGGAUCAUGAUUUAUUAAGAUGUUCAUCGGUGAAAAAGAAUUCUCGUAUUAUGUCUAGAACACCGAUAGAGUCUGCUGUGAAACGUCAGUCAUCAACACGUGUAGAUAGUGUACAUGAGAAGGGAAUACCAUCUAAGGAAUGCAUUAAAUCAUCAAGUGUUGGCGAUCUUAUCGAUAAUGAGACAUCGUCCAAACCAGCCUCUGAGGUCAUUGAUGAAGGUGAGCCUGUUGGCGAUGAUGACUACAUAUUCACUGAAGAUACACAGUCUAUAUCCGAUAGUGAAGAUUCUGAACCAGCUUAUACAUUAGCUGUAGCUCGUGCUGAUUUCACUGGCUCUAGUGAACGUGAAUUAUCAUUUCGUCAAGGUGAUGAAAUCUAUCUCUAUCGUCAAUUAAGUCAACAUUGGUGGGAAGGACAAUUAGCAUCAGAUAGUCAGGGUACACGUGGUCUUAUUCCACAUUUAUAUGUUGUACCAAAAGCAGCUUUAUUACAUCUUGCAGCAGUAGCAGCAGCAGCGGGAACAUCAACAACUGAUAAUGCUGGAGAUAAUCCACUCUUAGAUGAAAUCAAUACAGAAAUUUCUAAACAAACUGAUAGUGGAAGUUUAAGUAACUUGGAUAAUGUUAAUGAUGAUGAUGAUGAAGGUGAUGAUGAUAAUAAUGAGGAUGUGGAUAACAAAAGUGUACCAGAUAAUGGAAGUAUGCUUAGUUGGAAUUGUGCCUCGGAAAGUUCAAAUGAUCAAAUUCUUGCUGAUACUGGUGAUAAUACUGACAAUAACAAUGUUAAUAACAGUAAAGUACAACGUUUAUCAGAGUCUGAGAGUGCAGUUGCUAUUACCAACCAAUCAAAUCAACAAGAGACAACAGAUAUGUCGAAAACUAACAGUGAAAAAACUUCAGAGAAAGAUGAAUUGAAAUCAGAUAACUGUAAUGAUAAUAAUCAGAUCGCUGUCUCACAGACUACAGAGUCGUCUGUUGACAAAAAAUGUCCACCAGAAGUUGCUGGUUAUACAGAUAAACUUUUAAUGCAUCGAUUCAAUCAACGUUCUGCUCUUAGUUAUCCAGCUUCUGGACCUCUGGGUUCUGUUCCUGAAAAUGAUGUUAUAUCAGCUGCUAAUGAAUUAUUGAUAAAUCAAUCAUCAUCUCCUACGUAUAGCUCAAAUGGAGUAGUUGGUGGUGGUCGGCCUUCUCAUUCAGUUGUUGUUGAAGGCAGUUCUACACGAUUUCUAUUCAAUUCCGAUGUUGAUACAGCCUUAGAAGAAGUAAUGCGUGGUCUAGCCUCGUUGGAGCAAGCGGACAGUCGUAAUAGUGAUUCGAGAACUUUGGAACGCAAUCAAGAACUUACUCGUAAACUUUGUCUACCUAGUGCAAAACAUGCUCCAGACUUGGUAAUGGAUCUUCCUGUAACAUCAGACUCUCAAGCACAAAACAAUGCAUCAACAACUGGCGGUGGUUUUACGCACAUAGAAUCAGGUGACAGUUUUGCUGAACAUUUCGCUGAACAAAAUUUGGAUACAAUACGGAAGCGUUCUGAUGUUCAUGCAUUACCAUCUUCGCUGAACUCCACUCGUUUUCCCGCUGGUAGCACUAGUACUACAAGUUGUAGAGAAUUAGGUAAAGUUGUUCUACGCAGUAAAACUAGUCAUACAACAACAGCAACAGAAAUCUCCAGAACUUCACCAGGAUUAUCAAAAGGCAGUCCUAGUGAAGAAGAGAAGAGUGAUUCACCACAGGCGAGUAAUAAUAAUGAGCUAACCAGUGGACCAAGACUUUCAAUAGCUGCUCGUGUUGCAGCUUUUGAAGGGAAUAAACCUGAUUCACCUCGUUCUUCCAUAACUUUCGCUCCGAAAAUAGCUCCUAAACCGAAAAGAGGUUAACACUGUUUUCUUUUAUCUUUAUCCAAUUUCAUUUCAAGUCUUUAGC